AUGGAAUUUAAGACAUUUAACCCGAGAAUAUCACUAUUAACAAUUAAAGCAUACUGGUUUAAUCUCACAAUUAUUAGUGUUCAUGCCCCUACUGAGGAAAAGACUCAAGAAGAAAAAGACGACUUCUAUGAUGAAUUAACGAACGUAGUAUAUGGAAUACCUAAUAACAGAAUAGUGGUUAUAUUAGGAGACCUUAAUGCAAAAGUAGGAAAAGAAUUAAUAUUUAAACCAACCAUUAGCCACCAUAGCUUACAUGAAGUAACUAACAAUAAUGGCCUCAGCCUAAUCGACUUUGCAACGAGCAAAGGCUUAGUGAUCAAGAGCACAAUGUUUCCCCAUAAAAAGGUCAAUAAGGGAACAUGGAAGUCACCAGAUGGGAAUCACACAAAUCAAAUUGACCAUGUACUAGUCAAUAACAGGUUCAAAAACAGUAUUACGGAUGUCAAAACGAUGCGAGGAGCGGACUGUGACUCUGACCACUAUUUGGUUAAGGUAAAAAUUAAAGCAAGAGUGAAGAGAAGGGUGGCAACAAGGCCAAACGUAAUAGACAGAUAUGAUAUAACUAAGUUCACAGAUGAAAUUUUCUGUAAACGUUUUAAAA
Molecule: messenger RNA, 601 nt
Organism: Myzus persicae (green peach aphid)
Lineage: Eukaryota; Metazoa; Arthropoda; Insecta; Hemiptera; Aphididae
Product: craniofacial development protein 2-like
Exons: 1
Source: RefSeq, a predicted model, not a curated record